This is a messenger RNA of Bactrocera dorsalis (oriental fruit fly), 4401 nucleotides long. It is a transcript of the gene Mef2, whose product is annotated as myocyte-specific enhancer factor 2. Gene Ontology annotation, molecular function: histone deacetylase binding; DNA-binding transcription factor activity, RNA polymerase II-specific; RNA polymerase II cis-regulatory region sequence-specific DNA binding. Lineage: Eukaryota; Metazoa; Arthropoda; Insecta; Diptera; Tephritidae. Gene Ontology annotation, biological process: cell differentiation; positive regulation of transcription by RNA polymerase II. The coding region runs from base 2783 to 4396 and encodes 537 amino acids. The transcript is spliced from 14 exons. The record is from RefSeq and is a predicted model, not a curated record.
CUACUUCGUAGCUUUUUGCUAUUUGCAAAUACUUCCUCGUUACUUUGUUGCGGAGGGUGGAGGCGGUGACUAGUUGUACAUAGAGUGGCGCUCGUUUGAUUCAUACGCGAUUUGGCGAGCAGCGAGGUGAAUUCGUUUUUUCAGUUACAAUCGAAGUGAGCGCGUUCGCGGUUGUAAACGCAGUGGUCUGGUCAACGUAGUUGUCGUUGUCGUCGUCAUCGUCAUCAAUUUGACUAUCUCGCACUCGUUAUUACUGUGCCAUUUGGUAAUUCGUUUUAUUGUAAUCGUACACAUUGCGCGUCCGCGUUCCUAAUUAAUUGUGCAUUACAAGUGUUAUAGUGUUAUUUACUUUAAUUAUUUAAUAAAUUUGCGUUGAGCCUUUGCAUACGAGCAUACGAGUAUGUUGGGCACACGGGACUCUUUAAAAGUUACUUAAGGAAACAAAAUAAAAAUAUAAAAAAACACGACGCGAACGAUUUUCAUUAACGCGCACUUCUCGUCAACACGCAAAGCUUCGUGUGCAAAGGAGGUGGAAAUAAUGCCAAAAAAACGUUCAAUAUUUGUGUAUUUUUUUUGUCAUUUUUAAGUGAAAAGUGUGUGAAUUCGACAGACGUGCCAAGAACUGCCCCAAAAGUUGAGUUUGUUAAAGUUGGAGUUGUUAAAGUUGAAAGAGGAAAAUCGUGCGAGCCUGCUGGCGGAUACAAUAGAUACAAUAGCGCAGUGGUAUGAAUGGUAAGGUGUUUGGUGGGUGAUAGGCGGUGGAGCCAACAACACAACCGUAGUCGAUAGCAGCGAAAGCAACGUGCUCUUGCAGUGGCGAAUAAAUACUCUCAAUUUUGGUGUGGGGUAUUUUCGAAAUUCGCUCAUUUCAUGCUGAUUACUUGCAUGUGGUGAAUUUGUGUUUUUCAAUAAGUCAAUGCAACAACAAUACACAUGCUACCGUAUCGCUAACAAAACAAGAACCUAUUGUGUGUACGCUCCGUAGCUGAAACUGCAUGGGGCGGUGUGAGCGCUGGCAAGUCAAGUCGAGUCAAGUCAAGCCAGUAAAAGAGCGCGAGUAUCUUAUCGUGUCCGUUGCGUUGCUAAUACCGGCUCUGUGUGUCGUUGCGUAUUUUUUCGUUUCUGCUUUAGUGCAUUGGAAUGCUUUAGCAACUGACAAGAUACUUUUGCAACAACAACAAGUGAUAAUCCCACGAGCGACUAAAAGUUAGUACGAGUGGGUAACAAAAACAAAAUAACGAAUUAGAAAACUCAUUUUGUUGCAGUGAAAUGCUAGUAUAAAGCUAAAUUUAAUAAUAAUAAUAAUAAUAGGAAUAAUAAUAAUAAUAGGAAUAAUAAUAAUAAUAGGAAUAAUAAUAAUAAUAAUAAUAAUAAAGAAAACAACAAUUUUUAGUGUUAUAUUAAAUUUUUUUUGGUGUUUGUGCAAAGUAGUAAGAAUUUGUAGUUUUGUUGUGUUAAAUAGUUUGCUUUGGCGUAAUUACAAAAAAAUUUUAUUGAAACAAAAGCAUAAAGUGAAUUAAAAUUUUUACUCAAAUAGUAAUAAUAAUUUCUAUAAGCUACAUACAUACAUAUGUAUGUAUGUAAAUACAAUCGUGUGUUGAAAAUUAAUAAACUACGGAACUAUACCCCGGGGUUAAAGCGGCGUCAUAUUUGAAGGUUAGAAAUCGUCAGGGCGGAGCUAAUACGAUAAAUUAAUUAAAGUUUUUUCGCGCGAUAUAAGCACCGCAUGUGGAAGACACGACGCCGGCGUCGCGUACAUUGAUUGCCAUACACAGAGUUGCUUAUACAGACAACGUUUUAGUCAUUCGCUAGUUCAUCACAAUUGAGAGCAAUAACUCUCAAGCGGUAUUAAUUAAAUUGUUGCCAUAAAUUGAGGAUUCGCAAGCCAUAAAAGCAAUCCUGGCGAAAAAUAGAAAAAAGUGAUUAAUUUUGUAACCUCCAGUGGCUGUACAUAGAUAUUAAAAAGGCAUUGAAAUAAGUAAACAGAGGAAUACUACGACUUACUAUUUUUAAGCGGAGAAAGUGUGUUUCUUUUUAUUUUCAGGUUCACUUAGCUUGGUUCGGGCACAAAACGUUAUUAAUUAUCAACUUAAGCUGUUUUAAACACACAUACCAACGAAGCAACACAUACACACUCAGAGCUAUAUUUGCAGCAAGCCAGGAAGAAAGCUUAACGCCUGCACUCUUUGUGGCCACAGCAGCAGGCAUUGGCGCGUCAGGAGUACGCUUUUCAACACACGCUGCCACAAAAAGCGGAUAUUUUACAUAACGGCGCUACCUGUUUGUUAAAGAAAACAAAAAUCUCUUGUACAACUACUGUAACCAUACAUCAAUUACCACAACAACAACAACAACAUCAUUUAAAAAAAUUUUUAAGAAAAAAUACAAAAAACAAUAACACUAACAAGAACAGCAUAACCGUCCAUUAGCGCAAGCUGAAAGAGUCCCAGAGUUUUCGCUGUCGAAAGCUAUGAAGCUUUCAAGCGCAUUUUUUGUAAAUAAACGGCAGAGCAACAAAGCAUAAAAACGGCGCGUGAAAAUUUUAAACAGGCAUCGCUCCAAGUGCCAACAGCAGCACUCUAAAUAGACGCAAUUCUACAAAAGAAAACAGCGGAAAAGUUAGCAAAAGCAAAAGCUAAAAUAUUUUUUAUAAAAAGUUUAUUCUGUGUACAUACACACACACAUAUAUUGGCGAUUUUUAUACGGCUUGCGCGCGUUUGGGAAUUUUUACAAGAAGUUGACGAGAUUUAUUAGCCAAGCAUAGCGGUGAUACUAGUACAAAAUGGGUAGGAAAAAAAUACAAAUAUCACGCAUCACCGACGAGCGUAACCGACAGGUUACGUUCAACAAACGCAAAUUCGGCGUCAUGAAGAAGGCCUACGAGUUGUCGGUUUUGUGUGAUUGUGAAAUUGCGCUUAUCAUCUUCUCAUCCAGUAAUAAAUUAUAUCAAUAUGCUAGCACUGAUAUGGACAAGGUCCUGCUCAAAUAUACUGAAUAUAAUGAGCCACACGAGUCACUCACGAAUAAGAAUAUAAUUGAGAAGGAGAAUAAAAAUGGCGUUAUGUCACCAGAUUCACCCGAACAGGAAGCCGAUUUCACACUCACACCCCGCACUGAAGCCAAAUAUAAUAAGAUCGACGAAGACUUUCAGCUGAUGAUACAACGCACUCAAAUGGGCGGAGCGAGCGCAUCCGGACGCAAUCUUGGUAAUACGAAUUACACAUUGCCGGUAUCGGUGCCGGUGCCGGGCGCUUAUGGCGAUGCCAUGCUGCAAGCGAGCCCACAAAUGUCCCACACAAAUAUAAGCCCACGGCCGUCAAGCUCAGAGACCGACUCAGGUGGGAUGUCCCUAAUAAUUUAUCCAUCGGGUUCCAUGUUGGAGAUGUCAAACGGUUAUCCGCAUUCACAUUCGCCGCUUGGUGGAUCACCCAGUCCAGGACCGAGUCCAGGUUUAGCUCACCACCUGUCACACAAGCAACAGUCACCGGGCGGCCAAAAUGGACGCGCUUCCAAUCUACGCCUCGUCUUACCAACACCACUUGCUCAAAAUAUGUCAGCUGCAGAUGAGAUUAGCUACGGCGAUCAGCGACACAAUCAGGCAUCACUCAAUACGCCCGUGGUGACGCUGCAAACGCCCAUACCCAAUAUGUCGGGCUACACAUUUGGGCCGCAAGAUUUCUCUAUGAGUUCCUCCGAUGUUAUGAGUUUACAGCCAUGGACCACACAUCAGGGGCUCGUACAGCAUACGGGACUCCCUCAUUUGGCCGUACCGAAUAGCACACCACCGCCUGCCACCUCGCCCGUCUCGAUCAAAGUCAAAUCCGAGCCACAAUCACCGCCACGCGAUCUCUCCGGUUGCCACCAUCAGCAGAAUAGCAACGGUUCGGCGGGCAGCAGCGGCAGCGGUGGUGGCGGUGGCGGCAGUUCAUCCAACAGCGUCUCUACCGCCAAUGCACUCGCGCUUGCCAAUAUGAAUGCGACGGCGGUGAUAGCGGGCGGCAGCGGCGGCGUCAAUUCGGCGUCCGAGCAGGCUGCCAAUCUGAGUGUACUAAGUCAUCCGCAACAGCAUCUGGUGAUGGGCGGCUCAAGGCCCUCCUCCACGGGACAUUUAACGCCAACGCAAGGAGUGCUAGAUAAAUAUGAAGGAUAUCAAUACCGCUCGCAGCUGGGUGCGAAUUCUAGAGUAUGGAAUUUUGCCGACUUUAUAAUUUUCAAUACAGGUUCGGUUACGCCCACCAAUGUGCCAUCGCCCGACUUGCGGCUAACGGCCAAUCAGCAGGCGCAACAGCAGCAUCAGCAGGCGCAACAGCAACAACAACAGCAGCAGCUGAAUGACUACGAUGGACCGAAUCAGGCGCACAAGCGGCCGCGCAUCUCCGGCGGUUGGCCGCAAUAGCCGGC